GGAAACAAGAGUUCACCCGGUCAAGAACAAGAACUUGGAAACUCGAGCCUGUCAUGUUUUUGGUCCCUUCUUACAACUGUCCAUCUUCACGAUCUCUUCCAAACUUCUCUCCUUGUGUUACAAAUGGAGUCAAUGACACCACUUUAUAAGACCAAGAAAUGAACUUAUUCAAGAUGGCAACAAGAGCAGACAUUCUUGCUAGCUCCUGCCACCGCCGGAGGAACACAACAGUAUCCCGUCACCGGAAGUAUGGAACCACCCCAGCAACCCCUUUUUUGCAUUGGAAGCUUAUUCAAGAUGGUAACAAGAGCAGACAUUCCGCUGUCUCCAGCAUUGGUGGCAGCGGAGGAGCGGGGGCUGGACAGAGAGGUGGCGGUGUUAGUUGUAGUGGUAGUGGGAAUGCUGUUUCGGCUAGGAAGCUCGCCGCUGGCCUGUGGAGGCUGAGGUUGGCAGGUGGUGGUGGUGGUGAUAAAGGUUUGAACUUGAGGAAGGGGAAAACUGAUGAAUUGGGGUUAAAGAUUAGCAGCGAGUAUGGUGCAGAAAAAAUGGAUCUUCUGCGCACCCCUGAAUUCGUGUCCAAUUCAAACCAUGGGAUCCUGUGCAAGAUUGAAUCCCCAUCACUGUAUACUAAGCAUGACAUGGAGGGUGCAACAAAGUGGGAUCCGAGAUGCUCAGGGAUAUCCAGUGACGUCUUCUGCUUUUAUAGCCAUCCUAAACUUCUCGAAAAUCAUGUUGCUAUGGUGCCUGCUUUUGCCAUGCACGCAGAACUAGUGCAAGCUCGAUUGCGCAUUCAUGAGCUUGAAGCCAACUGCCAGUCUUCCAAGAAAAAAAUCAAACACUUACUGAAGAAGCUCGGAGAAGAAAGAACCUCAUCGCAGAGCAGUGAACCUCAGAAAAUUCGUGCAGUUAUUGAUGAUUUAGUCAAUCAAUUAAGCAGGGAAAGAAAAAAACGUCAAAAGCUGGAAAUUCUCAAUUCUAAAUUAAUCACUGAGUUGGUAAAUGUCAAAUCAUCUGCAAAGAAGUUCAAGAAAGACUAUGAGGAACAAAAAAGAGCCAGAGAAAUAAUGGAGAAAGUUUGUAAUGAACUUGCCAAUAAAGUUGCAGAAGAUAAAGCUGAAGUUGAAACAUUCAAGACUGAGUCCAUCAAGAUUCAGGAAGAAAUGGAAGAAGAGAGGAAGAUGUUGCAGGUGGCUGAGGCUUGGCGUGAAGAACGUGUCCAGAUGAAGCUGAUUGAUGCAAAAUUGGCCCUUGAAGAUAAGUAUUGCCAAAUGAACAGGUUAGUAGCAGACCUUGAAACUUUUCUGAUGUCAAGAAUUGCCACCUUGGAUGUGAUGGAGUUAAGGACCGCCCAUUCAAUCAGACAUGCAGCUAAAUUGGUAGAUGUUAAAGAGAUAAGGGAAUUUUCUUAUACCCCGGUGAAAUCAAGUGACAUAUACUCUAUUUAUCAAGAACUCAAGCAAAUAGAAGCCAAUGAAAGGGAGAUUGAAGAAUGCAAUAAGAGCAGCCCUGCAAGCAAUUCUUCCAAACUCCAUUUUGCCAGUUCGGAUUUUAAUGAGCACAACUACCAUUCUUUGCAGCAAGGGUCGACUAUUAUUAUUGAUGAUAACUGUCAUUUAGAAGAAGAUGCAAGAGGCCACCACGCUGUGAAUCACGCUGAGGAUCAAGGUUCAAGUUAUUCCCAUGAUGAGAAUCACCUCUCAGUUAACAAGCUUACACAAAGCAAAAAUGAUUGGCAGGUUGCAAGAGAAUGUGAUGAGAAUGCUCCUCGGAAUUCUCCAUACACACAAAGUAGUGAGGUCCAUUUGGUACCAGAAGAAUCAAUGUGUAAGGCAUCGUCCAUAUCUAAGCUUUCGAGAUCUGGCCAAUAUAAUAACAAAUGCUCAGAGAUAACAGCUGAUGACAGUGAUGGAAUGGUCUUGAGAGAGAACAUUUCUAAUAAGGAGACUUAUCCAAGAACAAAGUCAUGGGAAGAUAGGCUUCGGCACGAAAAGUCUGUGGAGCAGUGGAGCUCACCAGAGUUAGAGAAUCCACAUGUUACUCAUGGAAUAAAAGAACGCAUUAAAAGGCCACGAGCUACCGAAAAGAAUAGCUUGAAGGCCAAGCUUCUGGAAGCCAGGAUGGAAAGCCAGAAAACUCAGUUGCCCGGUGUUCUUAAACAGAAGACUUAGGUGAAGCACAUUCUCAAAAUCUUUUUGUUUAAACUUUUCCAACACAACAAUGUGGCAUCUGCCCAAAAGCCAAUGCUGGAGUUUUGUGGAUAAAAUUGUAAACCUCAAGUAGACAAGACAUUUUUCGAUCGGCCUUCUCAUGUUUUUGUUUAAUUGGUCAUUUUCA
Messenger RNA from Populus euphratica (Euphrates poplar), 2334 nucleotides. RefSeq lists its product as uncharacterized. The coding region runs from base 159 to 2168 and encodes 669 amino acids. NCBI's taxonomy places the organism in Eukaryota, Viridiplantae, Streptophyta, Magnoliopsida, Malpighiales, Salicaceae. The record is from RefSeq and is a predicted model, not a curated record. The transcript is spliced from 3 exons.